This is a messenger RNA of Ictalurus punctatus (channel catfish), 1891 nucleotides long. It is a transcript of the gene cenpl, whose product is annotated as centromere protein L. NCBI's taxonomy places the organism in Eukaryota, Metazoa, Chordata, Actinopteri, Siluriformes, Ictaluridae. The coding region runs from base 331 to 1344 and encodes 337 amino acids. The transcript has 5 exons. The record is from RefSeq and is a predicted model, not a curated record.
GCAAACACAAUACCACUGCUUAUGACUGAGGUUCACUCCCAAACCGCGCACUGUUCGCUACAUAGUGCGCUCUGUAGUCUCUAUAAGCCGUUAUCUCGCCCCCUAUGUAGUGCGCUCAUACUGAAAAUAAGACGCUGUUUGAGACUCUGUUGCUCCGUAAUGAAAUGACAAAACUGCUGUAGGUUGCUAGGCAUUUUUGGACGUUUUGUAAAAGUUACCUGAAGUGUUAGUGCUGAAGAAGAGUCGGGAAGAAGCCGGAACCAGUGGGAAGAUGGAUUGUGAAGCGUAAACGUGGCGUACGGUUACAGUGCUGCACACACCCCCGCUAACAUGCCCAUAACACGGAGGAAGAGUUAUGGCCGCAGCUGUGUGGAGAAUCCGUCUCUGUUCUGGCAAACACCGGGACAUUUAACGACUCUCGGCCACAGGAUUCCAACCAGCAGAGGCGCCGCAAGAUCCCAGAACAUUAUAAGUAAAGUGGACCCAGAGCAAGUGGCCCUUCUGGUGAAGCACGAGUGGAAGCUGGCGUACGUCACCCCGCUGUACCAGUUCCGACACACACGGCUGAAGUUAUACUCCAAACACCUCGCGUCAUUCAUCGUAGCCGAGAAGCAGCAGGGGCUCGCCGUCGAGGUGGGAAUGGAGGCAGGCCUUAAGGUCACGAUCUCCACCGUCCUCGGAAUGGCGGAAAGCGAGGACGACGCGGAAACCGUUUUCAUUCAGAUACACUCAAAACCGACAUUUGGGGCAGACGAUCUGAAACCAGUGUGGUGCGGCUGGUUGACCUGCGUGAACGGAGACCGCGAGUACCUGAGGUCGCUGCCCCCUGACUUUGUCAGCCUUCCUCUGUUCUGCAGCAGCGGCUCUGAACCCCUCACGGCUCUGGUCAAGUCCUGGUUCGAACGCACCUUUGACUGUAAUUUUGGCCCUCUGUUUCUGAACUCCACCACUCUCAACUGGCUGGCUGCCCUGUGGACCGGCUGCCAUCCCAGCAGCAAUAUCAGGUACCUGAAGCUGAGCUGGACCAUGCCCACACAGCCGCCGCUGGACAUCAUGUACACGGUGAACCCGCAGGACGCCUGGGAGCUGUGGAACAGCAUUCACGCCGAGAACGGCGAGGACGAUCGGAUCCACGUUGACGAGGUGCUGCGGUUUAUGAACGGACUCGAGACUCACCUUUUCAGACAUUUUAAGAUCUACCUGUCGGCCGGGACGCUCACGAAGGUCUCCACUUUCCUCGGCUCGGCUCAUCACCACGGCAAAAUCAAGAUGGGCAGCAGCGACUACAUCAGCACCUUACUGACGCUGCUGACGGAGUGCGCCCUCCACAGGAUGCCCAUUUAAUUCCUCUGCCUGACUGAGUGUAAAUAGUGGUUUUUGUUUGACUGAAUACAUGUAAGUCUUUUUGUACACGAGCACAAAUCUUAAAAUUGUAUUUAUUACAUAUCUUUAGGUUGGCGGUUUUUAAUUUUUUUUAUUUUGUAGACCGUGACUAGACGAUAUCCGAUGUCACUUUGUGGAGUGUUGUGAAAUAAUCCCAAGUCCAGGGAGAUCUAGUUUCAUCGAUCGAGUGGUAAAUUCAUGUACACUGUAAAUAGCCCAAGCUUUAUAAAUGUCAUUUACCAUUUUAUUUUUAGCUUUCACGUCUACGUUUUGUGUGAAUUACUAGUGAAUAAUGUACCCUUAUCCCCUUCCUAGUGUGUAAAUAUGUCUUGUUAACCUUUGGCUCUUCUUUAAUCCAUUUACAGUUUGAGAAGUGGACAUGAUUAUUUGUGGGCAGAAUAUAUUUUAUAAAUGUCUUUUAAGGACACGAUACAUUCAGAAGUGAUGGUGUCUACUCGUCUGUUAUUGUCAUCUGUUUUCUCUUGAAAUAAAUGGACUUUAAAACUAA